This is a messenger RNA of Marmota flaviventris (yellow-bellied marmot), 3253 nucleotides long. The record is from RefSeq and is a predicted model, not a curated record. NCBI's taxonomy places the organism in Eukaryota, Metazoa, Chordata, Mammalia, Rodentia, Sciuridae.
AUGCCUAAAGUUCAGAACAUAAAAAAGUCUCAUAAUCCUCAGAUUUCUUGCUUAACAAAUGAAUACUAUCAACAACUGGAUUUUUUGCCUGAGAAACUAAGAACAAAACUGCUUCCAUUCCAGAAAGAUGGCAUCACUUUUGCCCUUGGAAGACAGGGCAGGUGUAUGGUGGCUGAUGAAAUGGGUCUAGGAAAGACAAUCCAGGCCAUUGCAAUUGCUUACUUCUAUAAAGAGGAAUGGCCUCUUUUAAUUGUGGUGCCUUCAUCCCUGAGGUGCUCCUGGACAGAAGAAAUAGAGAAGUGGAUUCCAGAGUUAGAACCUGAAGAAAUCAAUGUUAUUCAGAAUAAAACUGAUGUUGGGAGAAUAUCGACCAGCAAAGUGACAGUUCUGGGUUAUGGUCUUUUAACCACAGAUGCAUUGACUUUGAUAGAUGCACUGAACAAUCAGAACUUUAAAGUAGUUAUAGUGGAUGAAUCACACUACAUGAAGUCCAGAACAGCAACCCGCACCAAGAUUUUAUUGCCAGUGGUACAGAAAUCAAGACGAGCCAUUCUUCUUACAGGAACUCCAGCUUUGGGAAGGCCUGAAGAGCUUUUCAUGCAGAUUGAAGCUCUUUUUCCACAAAAAUUUGGAACAUGGACUGACUAUGCCAAAAGAUACUGUAAUGCACGUAUCAGAUAUUUUGGUAAAAGACCUCAGUGGGAUUAUAGAGGGGCAUCAAAUCUUAAGGAACUUCACCAUCUAUUAAAUGACAUAAUGAUUAGAAGAUUAAAGACUGAAGUUUUAACCCAGCUGCCCCCUAAAAUCAGACAGCAUAUUCCAUUUGAUCUUCCCGACAAAGCAGCCAAGGAUUUGAAUACCAGUUUGGAAGAGUGGAAAAAAUUAAUGAGAUCUCCAAAUGCAGGUGGCACAGAGACUGUUCUGGGCUUGAUUACUCGCAUAUUUAAACAGACUGCUAUUGCCAAGGCAGGUGCAGUAAAGGAUUAUAUUAAGAUGAUACUUCAGAAUGAUUCACUUAAGUUUCUGGUUUUUGCUCACCAUUUAAGCAUGCUCCAAGCUUGCACAGAAGCAGUCAUUGAAAACAAGACUCGCUACAUUAGGAUAGAUGGAAGUGUUCCAUCUUCAGAAAGGAUACAUCUGGUUAAUCAAUUUCAAAAUGAUCCUGAUACUCGUGUGGCUAUUCUAAGCAUUCAGGCUGCUGGUCAGGGUUUAACGUUUACUGCCGCAAGUCAUGUUGUAUUUGCUGAGUUGUACUGGGACCCUGGACAUAUAAAACAAGCAGAAGACCGUGCUCACCGAAUUGGACAGUGCAGUUCUGUGACUAUUCACUACCUUAUUGCAAAUGGGACUCUGGACACCCUUAUGUGGGGAAUGCUGAAUCGAAAGGUCCGGGUCACUGGGAGCACAUUAAAUGGUAGGAAGGAACAGCUUCAGGCUGAAGAAGAUGAUAAGGAAAAAUGGGAUUUCCUGCAUUUUGCUGAAGCAUGGACUCCAAAUGACAAUUUUGAAGAUCUCAGGAAGGAAGUUUUGUUCACUCAUUUUGAAAAAGAAAAACAGCAUGAUAUUCAAUCAUUCUUUUUACCAAAACCUAAAAAGAGACAGUUGGAGACCUCCUGUGAUGAAUCAAGGAUAUUUCAGGAGAAAAAUACCAUAGUGGCAUCGAGGGAUAUCAUUGAUUCUGAACAUAAUUUUGAACCUGAAACUAAAAGAUUGAAAUCAGUCACCACCCAUGACUGCAACAGCCUACCAGAGGAGAAACCAUCCAGGCCUGGACAAACCAAAGCCAAACUCAUGGAAUAUGUCCAUAAGGCCAAGUCCCCGACAACCACCCCAUCCCCUCCUGGAAAGGAUUGGCAGUGUGGUUUCUGCACCUAUAUCAAUAAUUCACUAUUAUCUUAUUGUGAAAUGUGUGAGAAUCCUCAAGGCAGUGCUGUUCUUCAAAUAGACAGCCUCAACCAUUUCCAGGACACAAACAAAAAUGAAGAAGAUGAUUCUCAAAUAGACAUCUCCAAAAAAGUACAAGCUAGCUUAGACUGUGACAAACAAGUCAUUGCACAGUAUGAACCUAACCAGUUGGCUAAUAGCAAGGAAGAAAUGUCAGAAGUUGAGAGGGAAGACAGGCUCCCGGCCCAAUCAGGAAAUCAGCAGUUGAAGAGUUCAGACAUUCUGCCAGUAUAUGAUACCUUAAUGUUUUGUGCAAGUAAGAAUACUGACCGGAUUCACCUCUAUACUAAGGAUGGAAAACAGAUGAACUGUAAUUUCAUUCCUUUGGAUAUAAAGUUAGACCUUUGGGAAGACUUACCAGCAAGUUUUCAACUGAAACAGAAUCGCUCACUGAUUUUGCGGUUUGUUCGAGAAUGGAGUAGUCUAACUUCCAUGAAGCAAAGGAUAAUAAGAAAAAGUGGGCAGUUAUUUUGCAGCCCCAUCCUUGCUUUGGAAGAGAUCACAAAGCAACAAAACAAACUAAAUAGUACUAAACGAUAUAUAACCAAAGAAGAUGUUGCUAUAGCCUCGAUGGACAAGAUGAAGAAUGAUGGGGGCCAUGUCCGUCUGAUCACAAAGAAGUCUGGGCCGUGCGUCUAUUCCACAAAAAACCUUCUUGAAGAUGGAUCCUGUGUCCCACUUCCAAAUCCCUCCACAGCACCAGCUGAUCUCAGUAUAGCCAAAGGCUAUUUGCAAGCUGUGGAUAAUGAAGGAAAUCCUCUUUGCCUUCACUGUCAGCAUCCCACUUUCCAAACUAAGCAAGAGUGUAAAGCAAAUGCUUGGGAUUCACGGUUUUGCUCCCUGAAAUGUCAGGAAGAAUUUUGGAUUCGAUCUGAUAACAGUUAUAUGCGAGCCAGAGUAUUUGAAAUUGAACAUGGUGUGUGUCAGCUAUGUAAUGUGAAUGCACAAGAACUCUUUUUAUGUCUGAGAGAUGCACCUUUAAGCCACAGGAAGAAUCUUCUGGAUGCCACCUGGACCUCAAAACUCCCAUUGGAACAGCUAAAUGAAAUGAUAAGAAACCCGAAGGAAGGACAUUUCUGGCAGGUGGAUCACAUCAAGCCAGUGUACAAGGGAGGGGGACAGUGCACCCUAAACAACCUGCAGACUCUCUGCACGGUCUGUCACAAAGAGAAAACUGCUAAACAAGCCAAGGAAAGAAGCCAGAUGAGAAGACAAUCUCUAGCAUCAAAACAUGGAUCAGAUAUAACACGAUUUUUGGUGAAGAAGUAAAGUAGAAAAAAUAUAUGAAUGGAUGACAAAUUGUCUACGU